AUCGUCCUGUAGUCGUGCGUGAUACCCGUAGCCGCGUACGCUGGUUGUUGUUAUCAGCUACGGGGUCCCUUGAACCUCGUUCGUUAAAUUUCGAUGGAUCGGAGCUGGUCACCGACAUGAUUAUUUUACACGUAGCUGCGAGCAGGGGCGACAGUGUUUUCAAAUAUUCGUAGAUUUAUCAUGCUGAAUGAUGCGCGUUAAUUUAUAAUUAAUUUAUUAAUUUCGGUUUUAUAUAAAUGUCUAAAACGUUUAUUACGCUGUGAUUAAUUGAUAUCCUAAGUUAUUUCCAAGUAAUCGUUAGCGUGGUAGUUUGAUCGCUUAAGUAAUCGUUUGAUAUUUAUAAAACUGUAACAUAAACGAGUUACUCGUGUAUAUCGUAUAAGAUAACGAAAAAUUGUACAUAUCGGUUUUUAGUCAAAUUUUGUGUGCUUCGAGCAUUUUUUCUAUUUAAUUAAUGGUUCCCGCGCGUAACAACAUGUUCCUCGUUUGCGUGACCGUGGGGCUCGUCUUCUUGGCGUCGAAGUAUCGCAACAACGUACUUCACAGCGUCAAAAACUUAUACGAUAAUAUAAAAAUUCGAGAUGAUAAUAAAAAUAAGAAUAAGAAAAAUAAAUCCGAUGCUAACAAUAAACACGAUGAUAAUAUUAAAAGUAACAAUGAGAAUAAUGAUGACAAUAAGGAAAUUAAACUUAUAUUAGACAAGAUUAUCCUGGCAGACUCUCCGGAGAAGUGCGAUUACGCCGUACAGCGUAUUCGUUGCAAUCUGUCUGAUGGCGUUUUGGGUUUUGAUUGCGAAUGGGUCAAAGAAGGAUCCGUUUCUUUGUUACAAUUAGCCACUUUCAAUGGAGUAGUUGCUUUGUUUCGCAUUGGAAAAAUUGGAUAUAUUCCAACUAAACUCAAGGAAUUGCUAGCUAGUAAACACAUCCUUAAAGUUGGAGUCGCUUCAUAUGAAGAUGGACAAAAGAUAGUAAAGGAUUAUGGAUGUAGAGUUAGUGGAGCUCUUGAUUUAAGAACUUUAGCGGAUGCCUUACAUCUGCCAAGCCGAAAAAGCUUAGCUGCCAUGAGUUUAGAGUAUCUUAAUCUUGAGAUGGACAAAAUAGCAGAAGUGAGGUGCGGCGACUGGGACGUUAGCACCCUGUCCGACGAACAAGUGGCAUACGCUGCUUGUGAUGCACUAGCAUCGGUUAUUAUCUAUCAUAAAAUAAUGCAAAGAGAAAAAGCAAAAUAUUCAUUAUGGCAAAGAUUAUGGAUUUAUUUGUGUAAUAUAUUGAGCGAAGAUGUUAAUGUGCGAAUUCAUGGCGUGCCUGCUAGAACAGUUGAUACGAGGUUCAAGGCUCUGCGAUCACCAAGUGUAGAUAGCAUUACUAGUAAUAAGAUUUUAAAUAACAUAAAGUCACCAAUAAUGGAUAAAAACAAUAAUGCUGAACGUAAAAAUACGAUACCUACAAGGGUUAAACCAUUAUAUCAUAAUUGUUACUUACAAGCGCCUGACGGAGAUAUAUUGUGUACAUGUGACCGUAAAAAGGCAGAAUGGUAUAUUACGAAAAAAUUAGGAGUACUUGUGAAUACAGAUCCAUAUACUGUGAGAUUAAACUUUGAGCCAUCUGGUCGUGCAUUGGGAGAAGUUGGGCAGUAUUAUACGCAGGUGAAAGUUAAUCAGUGCGUGGUCUGCGGAUGCACUGAGAAGUUUAUUAGGAAGAACGUCGUGCCGCGAGAGUAUCGAAAAUAUUUCCCGUUGGUAAUGAAAGCACAUCAAUCUCACGAUGUGUUACUGUUAUGUCCAGCCUGUCAUGAGAUCAGCAAUAACCAUGAUCUGCAGCUCAGAAGAAAGCUAGCAGAUAUGUGCGAUGCACCAUUAAUUGGUCCAAUGACGCACGUACGAGAUCGAUAUAUGAACAACUAUCGAAAAUUGCAUUCGGCUGUUAAUGCCUUACAGGAUAGAUUAUUGAUUCCUCAACGGCGACGCGAGGAGCUUGAAAAUUAUAUAUUAGAACAUACGGGACAGCAAAAGAUUACACCAGAGCUGCUCAAUGCCCUGAAUGAACAACUAAAGAACACACUGAUGCCAGUUAAUCAGUGCAAAUAUCAACCACAUGGCUUAAAGGUGGUACAAUAUUUCCAAAAACAAGAGUCUGGACUCGUUGAAUUAGAACGUAUGUGGAGGGAACAUUUCCUUACCACUAUGCAACCGAAAUAUUUGCCAAGUUUAUGGUCUGUACGCCACAAUCAAGAGCGGUUGAUCAUACGCCAGGCACAAAAUAGAAUUGAACCGCAAGAUGCGAAAGUAGCGGGAUUAACAAAGUAGCGCUGUAAUUUUAAAAUUAAUUGAAAAAGUUUCGUAUAAGAGCGAGAACUUCAGACUUGUAUAAAUCGAUAUAUCUCCAAAUAUAUAUAUAUAAUAUA
This is a messenger RNA of Linepithema humile (Argentine ant), 2403 nucleotides long. It is a transcript of the gene Exd2, whose product is annotated as Exonuclease 3'-5' domain-containing 2. The record is from RefSeq and is a predicted model, not a curated record. NCBI's taxonomy places the organism in Eukaryota, Metazoa, Arthropoda, Insecta, Hymenoptera, Formicidae. Gene Ontology annotation, cellular component: cytoplasm; nucleus. Gene Ontology annotation, molecular function: 3'-5' exonuclease activity; nucleic acid binding. Gene Ontology annotation, biological process: nucleobase-containing compound metabolic process.